AUGAGUCAGAUGUCGAUGUUGAUAGCAACUCCAAGGGAUCAGAGUAUUCGGUUUCAGACCUCAGUCCAGUUUCAGAAGUCUCAAGGAGUUCAAAGGCAUAGCAGUGACCAGCACGACUUUGACAAUAGUGCUUCUGAAUCAUCUGAAACACCGGUAUCCAACCACUGGACUGCCUCGGAAUUCUGUCAAGGAUUUCAGAAUCAUAAUUCGGAAUCUGAAUCUGCAGAAUGGUGCAGUCAAGGCUCCGGUGACAAAUCCAGCACAGCACCUCUUGAUGAGGAUGUAACAGCAAAGCUAGAUCCACAUCCUGCUAUGGGUAUUAUCAUUGCUCCGGCCCAGUCAAAGAUACAGUUGGUCAUUGCCUGGCUUGAUAAAUCGGACAUCUGGAAUGAUUUGCCCUCCGUUCAUGCUGUGUGCAUCGCUACAUUGAACCAUCCAUCUGGGGUUUUUGACCUUCAAAAUCUGUUUGAUUCCCUCUCCUUCAUCCUUAUCUUAUUCAGACUAUGCUCCUACUUCCAUGAAUUGCAAUCAACAUAUGAUGCCAAAUUCAUUGCUUAUCAACAUGGUUUUCAUGAAGUCAAUGCUCUUGAAUGGCAAUCUGAUCAUGCUCCUAACGCAAUCCCUGCAUGUAGGCUUUUUGUGAACAUUUUUGAUAAAGUCAGCUUGUGGCUUAAGGUUGUCAACCAUGCAAGACAACCAGAACUGAAAUUAGAUUCAUCAAAUUCCCUGUCACCUGAGAGAUUACAAAGCAUUGUCAACAGACAUUUGGGACCUGAUUUAAGGGAUAGCCACUCUGAGGAAGGACCUUUUAUAAUUACAAGGCACAAGAAAAAAAACAAUAAUCUUAAAGCUGGAGCUGCAAGUCAACCCGCAACAACCUCUGAAGGAGCCUCUUCAUGGCAAAUCAAAAAACAUUGCUAUGUCAAAGAGCAAACAAGCACUGAAGCAGGCCUUCUACCAAUUGCUUUGGGAGAGAGACUGCUAAUGGUGCCACUUGAAGGCGUUCCAGGAGACAGUGAUGAUGACUUAUCCAAGUCCAAUGUUAGAUCCAAGAGAUACUUGGCCAGCAGCUUUGCCACUGCCCACCAUAGAACUGGCGAGACUACAGAUGGAUGCAUCUAUUCAUGGAUGUAUUGGAGGGGUAUCAAACUGGAUAUCUAUCCAUCUGACAUUUGCAAACAAAAUCAGGUUACACAGAUGUACAAGUGGUACACUGAUCUGUACCAAUCACCAACACUCUUUACGAGAGCACAAUCCUCCAUUCCAGCAGUGCAGGCAAAGCUUGACGUCUUAAAAAUGAAUCUAGACUCAGGUUGGAUGCGCUUCCAAAGCAGCGACAUUCUUCCUGAUCCCAUUGGCAUAUACCUCAAACAGAAGAUGGAGUUGAUUCUGACAGCAUCUCAGAAAGCCUGA
Desarmillaria tabescens is the source of this 1413-nucleotide messenger RNA. RefSeq lists its product as uncharacterized. The record is from RefSeq and is a predicted model, not a curated record. The transcript has 11 exons. Lineage: Eukaryota; Fungi; Basidiomycota; Agaricomycetes; Agaricales; Physalacriaceae. Bases 1 to 1413 code for a protein of 470 amino acids.